ACAUGACAUGCUACGUGAUUAAAUGUUAUAUUGUUGGUUCCCCCAUUUAUUAUUAUUCACCAUUUCGGCCUUCAAUUCUCUCACCCAUUUUUUCUGAAUCCUACUCAUGUUCUCUCCCUUGAAUUAUUUUCACUCCUGUACCCAUUACCCAUUGAUGGGUCUUUGGAUUUUUGGGUUUUUGCAGUCUGCAUUUUGCUUUCAGACUGAUCAUGUCAUGAGAGCUUGAGGUUCUUGCUGGGACUCGGUUUUGAGCAGUCCGAGAUGUUGAAUCAGGAAAAAAAAAAAAAAAAUUCAUUCUUUUUUGUUUGUUUAAUAAUGGCUGCUGCAGAUUGAGAAUAUAGAAAAGAGAAAAAGAAAGGCAUUUCUGGAGUUUGUGCAGUGUUUGGAGGGAGCACUCACGUGACGGUUGGGGCUGUGUGUCCGUGAGUUUUUUUGCCAAGCACGAAGUUGGAGAAACGAUGGUGGAGUCAGAGCUUCAGAGCUCUCCAAUGGAGUGAGGUUUGGGUGCCUUUUUCUUCCUAGGGUUUUCAAUUCUGUGGAAGUGGGUAGAUGGAGCUCUGCUUUCACUGUGAUUGUCUCGGCUCGUUUGAAGCUGUCGAGUCAAUGAGUCAAAGAAACAAAAGGCACUGAUCGUGACUGAAUUUUGGCGCCUUUUUUUUCCUCCCUCUGCUCAGUAAAAUGGUAGAUCUGAAGGAUUGGAUACGGCAGUCACUGAAUAGUGAGAGCAAAGGAAAUUUCUUGUGUCGAUUUCAACAUUAUAAGCUUUUGAUUUGAUACGAGUUUUUGAUUUCAUGGCAAGGUACUCGUUUUUGUUGUUUUUGUUCUCUUUGAUGCACCUUCAACCUCUGGUGAGAUCAGGCGAUGGUGAAACGCUUCUAGCCCUAAAAUCGUGGAUCGAUCCUUCGAACUCGCUGCAAUGGAGAGGAAGCGACUUCUGCAAAUGGCAAGGAGUGAAGGAAUGUAUGAGAGGCAGAGUCACCAAGCUUGUUCUCGAGCAUUUGAACUUGAAUGGAACUUUGGAUGAGAAGAGCCUGGCACAGUUGGAUCAGCUUCGAGUGCUCAGCUUCAAAGAGAACUCUCUUUCCGGCCAAAUCCCCGACCUCUCCGGCCUAAUCAACCUAAAAUCCCUCUUCCUCAACAAUAACAACUUCUCCGGCGACUUCCCUAGCUCCCUCUCCGGCCUGCACCGCCUCAAAGUGAUCGUCCUCGCAGGAAACCAAAUAUCCGGCCAGAUUCCAGCGAGUCUACUCAAGCUGCUGCGACUGUACAUUCUGUACUUGCAAGACAACCGCUUUACCGGAGAAAUCCCUCCCCUCAACCAAACUAGCCUCCGGUUCUUCAAUGUGUCUAACAACCAACUCUCCGGCGAGAUUCCCCUGACUCCCGCUCUGGUUCGAUUCAAUCAAUCAUCAUUCUCCAAUAACCUAGAACUAUGCGGCGAACAAGUUAAUAGUCCAUGCCCCCGCUCGCCUGCAAUCAGUCCGGAGUCUCCAACAGUGCCAACCCCAAGCUCAUCCUCCAAACAUUCGAACCGCACAAAACGCAUAAAGAUAAUCGCAGGAAGUGUCGGUGGAGGUGUGCUUCUAAUCUGUUUGAUUCUGCUCUGCGUGAGUUAUAGGAGGAUGAGGAAGAAGACGGUGGAGGAGAGGAGCAAAGGAAAGGCCGUCGGCGGCGUCGGAUCGCCGGAAGCAGCGAACGGCGGUGGCGGCGGAGGAGGCGGGAACAAUGAGAGAAAGCAAGGGGGGUUUUCGUGGGAAGGAGAGGGACUAGGGAGUCUGGUAUUCUGCGGGCCAGGGGAUCAGCAGAUGAGUUACAGUUUGGAGGAUUUGUUGAAGGCGUCGGCGGAGACGCUGGGGAGGGGGACGAUGGGAAGCACGUACAAGGCGGUGAUGGAGUCUGGGUUUAUAGUGACCGUGAAGAGGCUCAAGGACGCCAGAUACCCCCGGCUGGAGGAGUUCAGGGCACAGAUGGAGCUUCUAGGGAGGCUGAGGCACCCCAAUUUGGUGCCUCUCCGUGCCUACUUCCAGGCCAAGGAGGAACGCCUCCUCGUAUACGAUUACUUCCCCAACGGCAGUCUCUUCUCCCUCAUUCAUGGAUCAAGAACUUCAGGUGGUGGAAAGCCUCUUCACUGGACAUCCUGCCUAAAAAUUGGAGAGGACUUGGCUACUGGGUUGCUCUAUAUCCACCAGAACCAUGGCCUAACCCAUGGGAACUUGAAAUCAUCCAAUGUCCUGUUAGGAUCUGACUUUGAGUCAUGCCUCACAGAUUAUGGUCUCACCACAUUCAGAGACCCAGACACUGUAGAAGAGUCCAGUGCUUCUUCCCUUUUCUAUAGAGCACCUGAAUGUCGAGAUAUCAGAAAGCCGUCCACCCAACAGGCUGAUGUCUACAGCUUUGGUGUAAUCCUAUUGGAGCUCCUAACAGGUAAAACUCCCUUCCAAGACCUUGUUCAAGAACAUGGUUCAGACAUUCCUAGAUGGGUCCGUUCAGUUCGUGAAGAAGAGACUGAAUCUGGAGAUGACCCAGCCUCUGGCAAUGAGACCUCUGAGGAGAAACUUGGAGCUCUCUUGAACAUUGCAAUGGCUUGUGUCUCACUAUCACCCGAGAACCGGCCAGUGAUGAGGGAGGUUUUAAGGAUGAUUAAGGAAACAAGGGCAGAGGCUCAAGUGUCAUCAAACAGCAGUGACCACUCACCAGGGAGAUGGUCUGAUACAGUUCAGAGCUUGCCCAGGGAAGAACAUUUGAGCAUAUGAGUGGUUGGUAGAUUUGGCGGCUGAAGCAUCGUGUACUCUGAUUUUUUGAGUCAGAUUUUUAUUCAUCAACUAGGCUUGUAGAGUGUACUGGUGUAAAGGGUUUUAAUAUUUAUUCUUGUGUUGUUUCGGACAGUUUGCAGUCACAGAAGGUUGGAUUACUUUGUGUGAAGUUAAUAAUUUGGGGAAGGGGAAGGGGAAGGGGCUUUGAUUUCCUGGGGUUGGUGGUGGUUCUUUUUCAACUAUGAGAGCAAAGUCAUUUUUUAUCUCUUUUUGGAAACAUCUCAUUCACAGUCUACAAUUCAAGCGUGAUAUGGGAGUUUACAACUCUAUUGUUUUGAACUUCGCUAUAGCAUACAGAACUGCAGACACUCUAGGAACCAGGAUGCAGAAAUUUGAUUGAGAAUGGGAGAAGAGAGUGUAAUCAGGUAAAACAUGGAGAUACAUGCAGGAGGCUUAAGGCUUAAGAGAAAGACACCUAUUCACUUGUUAUUGCUACUAUUCCUCUUGCUACUGGAACAGUAGAGUAAGGACAUCUAUCAUCUCCUACUCAUCUCAUAAUGGAAGGACUCCGGUCAUGCGUUGGAAUGAAGAAAAGAAGCACCGAAAUAUGCUAAGGUGAGUGAUGAGACUUCACCAACCUUCUUUUCCACCUCGCAUGCUCUCUUCUCAUUCAACAUGAGGGUGCUUACAUACUCCAUUCAAGAAUUUGUUGGUAGGUAUUUGUUACAUGUUGUCAGUGAAUGAAAUGGGAUUGACUAGUUUAAGUCAGGUAAUUUUGUUGCAAACAUUUUUGGAUUCAUUACACGUAAUUCUUUUGCUAUUGAAAACUUGAGAUUCGCCAA
This is a messenger RNA of Vitis riparia (riverbank grape), 3595 nucleotides long. RefSeq names its product inactive leucine-rich repeat receptor-like serine/threonine-protein kinase At1g60630. NCBI's taxonomy places the organism in Eukaryota, Viridiplantae, Streptophyta, Magnoliopsida, Vitales, Vitaceae. The record is from RefSeq and is a predicted model, not a curated record. Bases 792 to 2753 code for a protein of 653 amino acids. Gene Ontology annotation, biological process: protein phosphorylation. Gene Ontology annotation, molecular function: ATP binding; protein binding; protein kinase activity. The transcript has 2 exons.